AUGGGAAACUUGCCAUCGCAGCGUGGUACUCCAAACUUCCCAUUUAGAACUGUCUGUAUAGACCUUGCAGGUCCAUUUCUUACUCUAAAUAGAAAGGGCCGUGGUUCGAAAUUAGUAAAAUCAUAUCUCUGUCUUUUUAUUUCUCUAAGAUAUAAGUGCAUACAUUUAGAGGCCGUGUCCAAUCUAACGAAGGAUGCGUUUGUACUCACCUUCCGUAGGUUUGUAUCCAGACGAGGAAAGCCAGCAGAAGUAUUCUGCGACAACGGCCGCAACUUUGUGGCAGGAGCAAAAGAAUUAAACUAUUUUUUUAAGAAUCACCAGGCAUUCCUUUCUGAUUUUGCGAGCGAUGAAGGCACAAAGUUUAUUUUUUCACCUUCAUACGCACCUCAUUUUGACGGCAUCUGGGAGGCUGGAGUGAAAUCGGCAAAAUUUCACAUUAAGCGUACAAUAGGUAACUCCCAUCUAAAAUUCGAAGAGCUGACCACUCUUUUCGCACAAGUAGAAUCAAUCUUAAACAGCCCUCCUUUAUGUCCUCUAUCCUCUUCUCCUGAUGACCUCCAAGUUUUAACUCCUGGACCCUUUCUCAUUGGCCGAACUCUCACUGCGCUACCAUCACCUGCUCUAGACGAUCUCAAUAGUAAUCAUCUUCAACGAUAUGAACGAAUACAACAGAUUUAUCAUCAUUUUUGGUCACGCUGGCAACGAGAAUACGUCGCCGAAUUGCAACAGCGCUUCAAAUGGAAGACAAAUUGCACAUCUUUGAACAUUGGGGAUAUGGUCCUUCUUCAAGAAGAUAACGCGCCACCACUCUGCUGGCGUUUUAGACGCGUACAAAAAUUGUAUCCUGGGCAAGACGGCGUGCCCCGAGUGGCCGAUGUCGAUACCACCAAGGGAUGUGUUCGCCGCCCCGUCGUUCGUCUAUGUCCUCUACCAACUGCAGAAGACUUCAAAGAUUAG
This is a messenger RNA of Parnassius mnemosyne (clouded apollo), 957 nucleotides long. NCBI's taxonomy places the organism in Eukaryota, Metazoa, Arthropoda, Insecta, Lepidoptera, Papilionidae. The record is from the annotation of a GenBank genome assembly.